CACGAUUACGCUUACGUUUGCUUACGUCGUUGCUAUCUCCAUUUUUUACUGACACCUACGGUUACGCUUACGUCUGCUUACGUUGUGCCGAGCGCAGUCGAAAUAAAAAUUGAACGGUAGUGGUUGUGUAUGGUUGUGUAUGCUCGAAUAAAACUCGUGAAUUCUAAAAAAGAUCCCGCAAAUGCUCUUCAACGCUGAAACUGCGAACGGUACUUGCUUUUUGUUCUUGUUUUUGCGCAGUGCGUGUGUGAGUGAGUAAGUGUGUGCUGGUGUGCGGCGGCAAAUGCGAAAUUGCGAGCAUAAAUAAAUGCCGUCAAUUGGAUUGUUUGCUAAUUAAUUUGCGGCGAGGCGAGGCGGUGACAAGCGGAAAAGGCGGCGAGCGACGAAUAGGCGAAACUAAAUCAACAGGUGCAACUCCAAUCGGGUUUAAUCACUCCGCGGAUCUGAAGAGGAGGAGCAGGCGUCGGUCGUUGGAGGCGCCGGCAUAGAGAACUUUUCCGAGACGCGAGCGCCCAGCGGAGCAGUCGCCACCACGACGUCGACAUCGCCAACGCCGCCGCGAGCCGCGCUGCUGUCACCAGCCGAGCAUUUGGACGCCAGCGCCGACGAUCGCGGGCGUGUCUACAAGCUCCGGAAGAAGAAAUACCUGAACGCAGCCCACAUCACAUAGGGAGUUGUCGUCGGAGGAGGAGGAACCGAUACAGGAACAGGAACAGGAGCAGGACGGAACGGAACGGAUCGGGUGCUAGGAAUCGGUGCUAGGAGUUAGGAUUAGGAGUUCAAAACUGGAAAAGCAUAAUUAAAACCCGGAAGGAAUCAGCAGCCAGAGAGCAAUGCCCGUACAAUCCCCCAUCGAGAUCAGCAACCGUGCCAUCGAGCACAUCGACGAUGUGGAUCCGCUGGAGUACCACGGCCACUGGGAGCCGGUGGGCGUGGCCCGGGUCCAGAACACAGGCACCUCCGCGAUGGUCACUUUCAGCAAACGAAAGCAGCAGCCAUACAUAAUCGGAGGUGCCCUGGACACGGACAUGUAUGUGUUCGAGCAGCUGCACUUCCACUGGUCGGAUUGCGAUGAGUCCGGCUGCGAGCACACGCUGGAGGGCAUGAAGUACUCAAUGGAGGCCCAUGCGGUCCACUACAAUGCCAAGUACAAGGACUUCGCGGAGGCCAAGAACAAGCCCGACGGCCUGGCCGUCGUCGCCUUCUUCAUCCAGGCCUGCGGCGAGAAGGACUGUCCGGAGUUCAAGAAGAUCACCGAGGGCAUCCGCAUCGUUCAGAAGAUCCACACGAGUGCGUCGCUGGAUUCCGAUUGCCUAUCGUGGAUUGGUCUGCAGGAGCUGAGCAAGCAUUAUUACACGUACAAGGGUUCUCUGACAACGGCGCCGUACUUCGAAAGUGUCACCUGGAUCAUCUACCGCACCCCCAUUUACGUGUCGCGCGGCCAGGUUCAGGUGUUUCGCAAUUUGCAAUCGUGUCCCAAAGAUGAGUCCAAAAAGAUAGUCAACAAUUAUCGCGAGAUCCAGCGUCCGCACAAGGACCCGGAGAUCUUCUUCGCACGCAACACCAAUCCAAAGUCCAAGUUAUGAUGUGCUUGCCAUGUGACUUGGGUCCUCUCUCGAUAAUCUACGAUUCCCGCUCCCAACUUCCCCCAAUUUCCCAACCUUCCGCGCAGUUUCCUCCGCCCAAACGCCUGUGAAAAGUGAAUCCUAAACUAAAUUUUAUUUCUAUAUGUAAACCUAUAUCUGUCUAUGGUUGUCUGUAAGCUGCUUUUGUUAUUUGCCUCAUGUACAUAGCGUUAUAUACCUAACAAACAUGCAUAUAUAUAUAUAUCUAUAUAUACGGAGUAA
Molecule: messenger RNA, 1847 nt
Organism: Drosophila subpulchrella
Lineage: Eukaryota; Metazoa; Arthropoda; Insecta; Diptera; Drosophilidae
Gene: CAH3
Product: carbonic anhydrase 2
Exons: 5
Coding region: 834-1586 (250 amino acids)
Cellular component (GO): cytoplasm
Molecular function (GO): carbonate dehydratase activity; zinc ion binding
Source: RefSeq, a predicted model, not a curated record